AUGGCUUCCCGAGCACCUCCCGCUGGCGCCCGCGGCACCAACACCCGUUUUGCGCAAUUCAAGCUGGUUCUUCUGGGCGAGUCUGCCGUUGGAAAGAGCUCAAUAGUUUUGCGAUUUGUCAAGGACCAAUUCGAUUCUUAUCGCGAGUCUACUAUCGGCGCUGCUUUCCUCACCCAAACCAUUUCGCUCGACGAGAACACCACUGUCAAGUUCGAGAUCUGGGAUACGGCCGGUCAGGAGCGCUACAAGUCGCUGGCUCCCAUGUACUACCGAAACGCCAACUGCGCUGUUGUUGUCUACGACAUCACCCAAUCCGCAUCACUAGACAAGGCAAAGGCGUGGGUCAAGGAGCUCCAACGCCAGGCAAACGAGAACAUCAUCAUCGCUCUUGCAGGAAACAAGCUGGAUUUGGUCACGGAGCAACCCGAUAAGCGUGCCAUCCCCACAGCCGACGCCGAGGCCUACGCCCGCGAGGCUGGCCUCCUCUUCUUCGAGACGUCGGCCAAGACAGCCGAGAACGUUGCGAACCUCUUCACAGCCAUCGCCAAGAAGCUUCCCCUGGACCAGGCCGGACCCCGACACGCUCGACCGGGCCAACGACCAGGAGUCAGUCUGGCUCCUGAGAAUUCCAACACCAACAUCAGCGGUCCCUGCGCCUGCUAA
Molecule: messenger RNA, 663 nt
Organism: Fusarium keratoplasticum
Lineage: Eukaryota; Fungi; Ascomycota; Sordariomycetes; Hypocreales; Nectriaceae
Exons: 5
Coding region: 1-663 (220 amino acids)
Molecular function (GO): GTPase activity; GTP binding
Source: RefSeq, a predicted model, not a curated record